Phaeodactylum tricornutum CCAP 1055/1 is the source of this 1690-nucleotide messenger RNA. RefSeq lists its product with no specific name. The coding region runs from base 242 to 1690 and encodes 482 amino acids. The record is from RefSeq and is a predicted model, not a curated record. Lineage: Eukaryota; Bacillariophyta; Bacillariophyceae; Surirellales; Neidiaceae. The transcript has a single exon.
CCGUCGAAAAGAGUCAACUAGCAGUUGACAGACACCAGUAUAAAGGUCACUCUGCUGUAUCUUGUUUCAAGAUAGGAAAUGAGAGAGCUCGAAGGGCAACAGGUGCUCUUCUCCACAAGCACCUAAUCGACAACCCUUGUACUCGAAGUUACCUUCUCGCUUUCGUGACCGCCGAUUGUCGUUGUGGAGACAAAAGGCGGGAUAGAAAGCUGUCUAAUCUGCAGAGAUUGGAGCUGGCCAAAUGGCUGGUACAACCUGCAUGGGCCAGGAACUUGUCGGCGCAGGGGUAGAAAAAAAUAACCCCGGAAAACGAAAGCGCAACGAAAACGGCGAGCCAGCCCCUGUAGACUCGAAUCCGAAUGAUACCGAGUUCGAAAGCCAAGCCAUGAUGCUGAUCCCAAGCUUGAGAAGCAACAAAGCUCGUCAGCAUGCUUUUGUGGCGCCGAAGAUUGGCAAUUACAUGCACACUUCCAUUGCGUCUGUAAAGGCCAGCAAUGAAAUGGAUUGGCAUAUAUCGGAAGACCAGCAAAGCGAACAUUCCUUUUCGAAUGCAGGGUCGUGUGUGGCUACUGCGAAAGCAACCAGAGUGAACUUGGCAGGGAAUAAAACUGCGGGAAUUGUAUCUGACAAUGCACAAAUCAAUUUUUUGCAUAAGGUGUCCACCGUUUGCGCCAUGAGUGAACUCAAGGGUGCCACAACGAGCAAACGCGCGUCGCCGAUUGUAAUUUCCACAUUGAAACAUGAUGAUCCCGAAGUCGGAAUGUUGACCAGAAGUAUUGAAGAUAACAGGUCACUCGACGCUGCUGGUAAAGAAAGCGUCAUUGACACUGCGUCGGUUGGCCUCCCAGAGUGUCGAAAGACUUCAUUGAAUCACUUUCGUGCGGAGGCCAAAACCAAGUUACGAAUAGCUUUACUGGCCAAAAAGCAAGCGUUAGAAGAAGCUCGGGAAGGAAUUGUGCAACAACAAGGAAGUGAAAGAGUAAGACGAAAAUUUCAGCAAACUUUGCGCCCUAUCAACGCCCUUCUAAAAGGAGGUAAUGCAUCACUACUGAUUCGUAACAUAAGCACUUCGGGACCGGCUAAACUGGUGCGGUUUUCUGACUGCACGAUGCCUGAUUUAGAGACCGACGAUAUCGAUAUUGAGAAAAAGCAACUUUCCAGCGCACUGCCUUCUUCCCUGUCUUCUCCACCAUUGCAAAGGCGCAUGGAUUUAUUGAAACGCAAAAUUGAGCUCCAAAAGAGGCUCGUUGAGGCCAAGGACAGAGCAAAACUCUUGGAGCAGAAUCAAAUUGAUGCUAGCAAAAGCGUUGUUCCAUCGACUGUCAAUGACGAAAUGAAUAAACCGAGCCGAUUAGAGCUUUUGGAACGCAAGAAAAAUGCCGAACGGAAGCGUGUAAGGGCUCAAACAGCACACUUGCUACUGAAGCAAAAGCAUCUUUUGGAGGAGCAAGACGUUCAAAUUGAGCAAACAAAGCUGUCGGUAGAAGACUAUAACAAUGAAAUCACGACCAUGAAAGCUGAACUUGCUGCUUCGGCAUUGCACGUAGAAGACCUGACUAUGCGACGACGCGUGUUGCGUGAAUUGAAGGGUAAAGCAGUUGCCAAGCAAAUCCAGUUUCGUCAGCAACUACACGAGCUGAGACAGAAAAUAAAUAAUGACGGAAGGGAAAUAGCUCCAGCUCCCACGUAG